Molecule: messenger RNA, 615 nt
Organism: Nelumbo nucifera (sacred lotus)
Lineage: Eukaryota; Viridiplantae; Streptophyta; Magnoliopsida; Proteales; Nelumbonaceae
Source: RefSeq, a predicted model, not a curated record
AUGGCGGCCAACAGCAAACAUUCCAAAGUUAGUGGAACAUCCUUGAAGGAUCCUACUGAAUACAGGAGUGUUGUCGGGGCUCUACAGUAUGUUACUAUUACUAGGCCUGAUAUAGCCUACGCAGUAAAUAGGGUGUGCCAGUUUCUUCACACGCCAACAAUUGAUCAUUGGGCUGCCAUAAAGUGUAUACUACGUUACUUGAAAGGCACCAUGAAACAUGGAUUUUUCUUUGAUUCCAACCCAGGCCCAUUAUCCAUUCAAGCUUUUUCAGACGCCGAUUGGGUGGGGUGUCCAGAUGAUAGGAGAUCCACAAGGGGAUAUGCGAUAUUCCUAGGCCAAAAUCUCAUAGCUUGGAGCUCCAAGAAACAGGCCACCAUGGCACGGUCUAGUACUGAAUCAGAGUUCCGAGCAUGUGCCAAUACAGCCACUAAGAUCUUAUGGCUGAAAGCACUUCUUGAUGAUCUAGGGAUUCGACUAUCCCAAGCACCAACGAUCUGGUGUGAUAAUAUUGGGGCAACCUCUCUAGCAUCCAAUCCAAUUUUUCAUGCCAAGACACGGCACAUUGAAGUAGACUUUCAUUUCUUGCGAGACUUGGCACUGAACAAAAUGAUUUAA